CAGAAAUUUAGUUGUUGGGUAAUUAGCGGUAGCGAAUAUGCUAACAUUGCAUGGUGUGAAACAAGCAGUACAGAAAUGUUGAAAAUUUGUUCUAGAUUGUCAACCCUUCUGAGGGGUUCUUGUCAACAGGCAAAUGGUGAGCUGAAGCCGAGUGGAUUAUUAACUCAAAGUUUGGUACACCGAUCAGUUUUCACCAGCGCCGUUAAGCUGCAGAGCGAGAACCCUGUUUCGCCCGAAAAAAAUACAAAAGAAUUCAGUCUCUGUCCACCCUUCCCUGGCCAGGACAGUGCCUUGAGAUGGGCUGGAAAAAGAUUUGAAGAAUUACCAGUUGCACAUAUUAAAGCAACCUACAACAAUACCCAUAUCCAGGUCACUGACUGUGAAGGACAAAGCAUGGUCAGAACUUCAUGUGGAACAGAGGGUUUCCGAAAUGUUAAGAAAGCCACGCCUAUCGCAGCACAAACUGCAGGAAUCUCAGCUGCUGCAAAGGCAAAGGCCAAGGGGGUGACCAACAUCCGUGUGUUGGUUAAGGGACUGGGACCAGGACGCCUCUCUGCUAUAAAGGGCUUGAUUAUGGGAGGACUUGAUGUCGUUUCCAUCACAGACAACACACCUGUGCCACACAAUGGCUGUCGCCCUCGAAAAGCCCGAAGAAUGUGAAAAAUUUGCAACUCAGUUAAUACAACUGACUGUAUAGAAUUUAUCAUGUUUAAAGCGUUACAUUUACUUAUGCAACUCUUGUUCCAUUUCAGUGGAGUUUUAUGGAAAUGACUGUCCAUUCUCAUUGUGUUAUUUUUAUCAUAAUUGUAUUAAAUUGGCUAUGUUUAAA
Molecule: messenger RNA, 829 nt
Organism: Chanos chanos (milkfish)
Lineage: Eukaryota; Metazoa; Chordata; Actinopteri; Gonorynchiformes; Chanidae
Gene: mrps11
Product: mitochondrial ribosomal protein S11
Exons: 6
Coding region: 76-660 (194 amino acids)
Biological process (GO): translation
Cellular component (GO): ribosome
Molecular function (GO): structural constituent of ribosome
Source: RefSeq, a predicted model, not a curated record